Calliphora vicina (urban bluebottle blowfly) is the source of this 2588-nucleotide messenger RNA. RefSeq names its product transcription factor Ken. The coding region runs from base 448 to 2271 and encodes 607 amino acids. The transcript is spliced from 2 exons. Gene Ontology annotation, biological process: regulation of DNA-templated transcription. Lineage: Eukaryota; Metazoa; Arthropoda; Insecta; Diptera; Calliphoridae. The record is from RefSeq and is a predicted model, not a curated record. Gene Ontology annotation, molecular function: RNA polymerase II cis-regulatory region sequence-specific DNA binding; DNA-binding transcription factor activity, RNA polymerase II-specific.
UUGUGCUUUUAUUUGCUUGCGGAUAUUUGUAAUUUGCAUGCAAUGAAAAAUUGUCUGUUAAAUUUUUCUUAAACAAAAAAAAAUAAAAAAAAACAUCAUCUACAAACAGCUCUACAGCAACAACAACAAUAAGUAAUAAUAAUAAUAUAAUUGUCAUCAUUUGAACCGUUUAUUGAUUUCUAAUCAUCGCCACCAUCAUCAUUCCACCACAUUCCUCGCUGUUGUUUACUGGAUCCCAUCCGUUUUAUUUUGCCUGAUCAUACAAACAAUAUGAUAUACAAAAAACAUCCAUUGAAUGCAAGAACUUUUUAAUUUUGGAAGCAGAGAUAUCCAAACACAACAAACCACAAAAAAAAACACUUCAAACCAUUAAGUACUUAACCAUUUAUAAAAAGAGAUACAAUUUUGAAUGCAGCAUUUAAAAAAGUAUAGAUUUGCAUUUCUAGUAUGAGAGAAAAACACCAUUCUCCUAGAAAAAUGCUUCCCAGCCCCAAACAAGGGUCAGUGUACCCGAUUUUAGGCUCAGUGCCCUACAACAUAAACUCAAAUGUACCUUAUGACUUGACAUCGCCCUCAAGGGCCUCCACCACCGCCUUGACAUCCGCACUGACGGCUCUGUAUCAAACCCAAAAGGAACUUAAGCACAAGGAACGAAGGCGUGGCACUGUAGAUCAACCUUUAGAUUUGCGAUUAGCCCACAAGAAGCAGGAUGUUGCGAUUGGUGCAGCUGUUGAAGACGACCAAAAUUGUUCCACCGAAAUGAUGGAAGAUGAAAAUAGUAAUUUAGUUAUGAUUGCAUCAGCCCACAAGCAAUCCUCCUCCUCGUCGUCUUUGGAAAAAUCUUGUCAAAGUACAGAAUGUAAUAACAAUAACAUUAUUAACAAUCAUGCAUUGCGUAUACAAGCGGAUCAUCUAGAAAAGUCAGAGGGACAACUUAUGAAUGAAAUGAAUAAUAAUGAUAGCAGCUUAUUGCAACAAAAUCAUAAUCACACGGUGCGAAAUCAAUUCGAUAAUUUGAAUAGUAAGAAGAUACUAAGAGUACUGAGGGAUCAGGCUAAAUCGUUACCCAACAAUUUGGAACAAUUGCCUUUUCCCGUUACAGCUUUACAUCCCACACUUCUAGAGACGAUAGCCAAAGCAAUGCCACCCCUACCAUAUAGAAAUCUAUUCUUUAUGCCACGGCCGAACCAACCGGGGAAUACGUCUAAUUUUUCCUUUUUCACCACACCUCUUGGCAAAGAGUCGAAAAAAAGUUCCAGUACAGUCUCAGCGACUACAACCACACCUCCUAUAGCUACUACAGAUUCUUCUACGCUUAACGAUAUUAAUUUUGAUACCACACAACAACAAACACGCUGUUCGCUAACCGAAAAUCUUACCAACUCCCUGCUAAUCAAUCAAAAUAGUCCGGCCACGCCCGCUUCAACUCCUAACCAACCAUAUCGUCAUAAACGAACCACUACUGUCAACUCUCGUACAAACACUCAAGUCUCGGGUAACCUCUCGUACAAAUCUAAAGAUCGGUACACCUGCAAAUUCUGUGGCAAAGUAUUUCCUCGCUCUGCAAAUCUAACGCGUCAUUUGAGAACCCACACGGGUGAACAGCCGUACAAAUGUAAAUACUGUGAACGUUCCUUUAGCAUAUCAUCGAAUCUGCAACGACAUGUCCGAAAUAUUCACAACAAGGAGAGACCUUUCAAGUGUGAAAUAUGCGAGAGAUGUUUCGGCCAGCAAACCAACUUGGAUAGACAUUUGAAGAAGCACGAAGCCGAUGCUGCCUCCAUGGGUCUGGGACUAAAUGAGCGAUUGCGAGGAGGUUUGCGCCGUUUCUGUGAGAACCCAGCCGAAGAAUCUUAUUUCGAGGAAAUACGCUCCUUUAUGGGUAAAGUUACACAACUACCACUAAAUGCCACCGCCGCCAGUUCAGCUAAACAUGCUAUCGCUGGACCCGAAAGCUCUACAACACCACAUUCCGAGCCCCAAUCGCCGGGUAGAAGUUCAUCUUAUGCACCUUCCGAUCCUGAUUCGGCAGCAAGUGGCCUGCGGAUUGUAACCCAUGACGAUCAAAGCAAUCACAGUAAUCAGUCCAAUGAACAGCACAACUACCCACAAAGACAAAUGCAGCAGCAUCCUGGUCAAAACGAUAAAUUAUCGCUAUCAACCUCAUCCUCACCAUCCUCCACCGAUGACAAUGAGGCAUCUACUCCUACAGCGGCCAAUAAACUAACAUCAUAUGAAUCAUCUACCAGAGGUUGCCCCACAACAACUUAACACUAAUAUAUACUAUGUAUUGUCUACUAUAUGUAUUUCAAUUUAUGUACAGUUGAUGCACUCUUAAUAUGCAAACGAUUCUCUAGAGUCUAUUUGUUUUUCUCGGUGCAUUUUUAUAGCGUAUUACAAAUUUCUUCCUAUUGUAAAUUAAAAAGAAAACAAGUUUAUACUCAAUUCUAAUUCUAAAAAAAAUAAAGUAGUUUUAAACUCAAGUCUAAACAGAAAUUCAUUAAGAAUAACCAAUGCAAGUUACUAAAGAUAAGAUGGCUUGUGUUCGCUCGUUCUUGAAAUUAUAUACAUAUUUUUGUAAAUAUUAA